Cordyceps militaris CM01 is the source of this 4245-nucleotide messenger RNA. RefSeq names its product H/K ATPase alpha subunit, putative. Gene Ontology annotation, molecular function: P-type sodium:potassium-exchanging transporter activity; ATP hydrolysis activity; ATP binding. Bases 1 to 4245 code for a protein of 1414 amino acids. Gene Ontology annotation, cellular component: membrane. The transcript has 10 exons. The record is from RefSeq and is a predicted model, not a curated record. Gene Ontology annotation, biological process: sodium ion export across plasma membrane; potassium ion import across plasma membrane; proton transmembrane transport. Lineage: Eukaryota; Fungi; Ascomycota; Sordariomycetes; Hypocreales; Cordycipitaceae.
AUGAGGAAGCGGUUCCCUGUCAAUCAAUGGUGCUGCGAUCCGCGGGCGCCGCACCCCAGGAGAAGCCCAGUCUACGGCAGCUUGGUUGUCUUCGCUCUAUUGAACGGAAGAUGCACCGACGUCAUAUGCUUUUUGUGUGUGGCCGCCACCAGGGACGCAGUCCAGUUUCCCGUCAAGCAACAGCUGGAGGCUAUGAACCAGCUUCAAACCGAUACGUCGCUGCUGUACGGAUCAGCUAGGCAUGCAAAGCAAGACAUGCUCUGCAGGAGGACAACCCAUUCCAACGUCUUUGUUUACACUCCUUCCGCCAGCCAGCCAACGACAGCGCGCAUGUUUCUCAUUAAGACGAACCUGGAAAAAUGGAUCCCUCCCGUUUAUCAUCGGUCGGAAGAGGGCCCGAGCCAGCAUGGACGAGAAAAAAAACAGGCUAGGGACUGCGCUCCGGGGCGGCCGCUGACGUCGCCAUGUGGCUUACAAGUUGCCACCACAGCACCCCUGGUCAAUCCAGAGCACCAGCAGGCUACAUGGUCCCCCGCGAGAGAGCUGCGCUCAAAAGCUUGUCCAGCCCCGACAUCAGCCCUGUCUCUGGCUGGUAUAUCGCUCAUACCCAGCCUGUGCCAUCAGUUCGUUCCCAAUACUUGGCCUCUGUUAUCCUGGGACAAAAGCCCCCCUCCACUUGCCGAUCGAAAUACUCCGCCCUUUUUAUCCUCUCGUGGCUUUUUUUUUGCCUUUUUGGCCUCGGCGUCACUGAUCCGUCGGCCAACGAACCCGUCUCGCGCUGAUGGGGGGGUGAGGCAAUUUUUCCUCGAGUCCUUCCUUCUAGAGUUAUGCUGUCGCACUGCCGUCUUUGGGUCGUCUGUACACGCUGGUGUGAAGCUAGCCGCGAUGCCCAAACUGGAAACGUCGCCGCCAGCCUGGCGUCUGUUGUCCGUCGCGUUGCUGAGCACCCCAUACCACGUCUCUGCCACGGAGCGUAUCCGCUGGCAUGAUGAGGAGCUGGGCCGUCAGCGGACGCACUCGCGCCCUCGUCUCAGUCGCACCAAUUCGACUGAUUCGAUGGCUAUUCGCAGCAUUUCGCGAGCGCAGGUCGAUCCGGCCGUGACUCUUCCAAUCCACUACCGCACUGUCUCGUUUGGAAUUGAAGAGUCCAAAGGCAAGGAACGUGCCGAAGCUAUCCGGGCCGCUGAUGCAACCGCCAAAGAUCUUGGUGACUUGGAAUGGCACACAAUCGCUGCCGACGAGGUUUUGUCGCGCCUCAGAACCUCGGCCCAGACUGGUCUCUCGGACGAGCAAGUCAAACGCCGCCAGCUUGAAUACGGUCGCAACGCUCCCUCCCCACCCAAGACGAACCGAACCUUGACAAUCUUUGGCUACUUCUUCAAAGGAUUUGGUGGCAUCCUUUUAGUUGGCAGCGUCCUCGUAUUCGUGUCUUGGAAACCCCUGGGCGAGCCAAAUCCCGCACUUGCCAACCUUGCCCUUGCCAUUGUUCUCUUGGCCGUCUUCUUGCUCCAGGCUAGCUUCAACAUGUUCCAAGACUGGUCCACGUCCCGUGUCAUGGCGUCAAUUAAGGAUAUGCUACCUGAGCAGUCACAAGUGCUGCGCGAUGGAAAGCUCGCUCAUGUUCCCGCCGAAGAGCUAGUCCCCGGCGAUGUUGUCUACAUCAAAUCAGGCAACAAGCUCCCGGCAGAUCUCCGUCUCAUCCAAACAUCCUCAGAUGUCAAGUUUGAUCGCUCCGUUUUAACGGGCGAGUCGCGUCCUGUGCCGGGCACCGUUAAUUUUACGGAUGAGAACUACCUCGAGACGCACAACCUUGGGCUUCAAGGAACUCACUGUAUCAUUGGUACUAGUACUGGUAUUGUGGUUGCCACUGGCGAUAAGACCGUCUUUGGCCGCAUCGCCACCCUAACCAAUGAACCCAAGACACAGAUGACGACUCUGGAGAGGGAAGUAUUGUACUUUGUCCUCUUCAUCUGCGGUAUCAUGCUUACCAUGAUCACUGUUGUCCUUGUCCUCUGGGGUGCCUGGCUGCGAAAGGACCAUCCUGAUUUCAUCUCCGUCAGUGCCCUCAUUGUCAGCUGCGUCAGUGUCGCUGUUGCAUUUAUCCCCGAGGGUCUUCCCAUUGCUAUUACAGCCGGUCUCACCAUCACUGCCAAUCUAAUGAAGAAGAACGAUGUACUCUGCAAGUCCCUCAAGACUGUCGAGACGUUGGGUGCCGUAUCUGUCAUUUGCUCAGACAAGACCGGCACCUUGACGCAGGGUAAAAUGUCUCUUACUGACUGCGCCAUUGGUAGCACCAAUCUCAGCGUGGAAGAAUUCCAGGCGAAACUGGGAAACAAUGAAAAAGGGGGCGACUCAGACGUACGCUCUGCGUUUGGUCAGCUGGGGGCCCUGGCUGCUAUUUGCAAUGCUGCUGAGCUCGAUGCCUCGCAGGCAGAUAUUCCCCUGGCCCAGCGCAACGUCUUUGGCGACGCGACAGACACGGCUAUCCUGCGAUUCUCUGAGUCUAUCGCUGAUGGCAACGUUGGAUACUUCCGAGGUUGCUGGCAAAAGGUCUUUGAUCUUGCUUUCAACAGCAAAAACAAAUUCAUGAUUCGCACGUUUACCUGCAGCCGCAAGGAGGCCCUGGGAUACACACUGCAUUCAUCUGCUGCUUCCGAGUUUGGCGACAACGACAUUCUUCUUACUAUCAAAGGCGCGCCUGACAUCCUCAUCGGCCGAUGCUCUGAAUAUCUCUCCGCUGAUGGCAAAGUCGCCCCGAUGGAUCAAAACGCUCUGGCCACGUUCGAGCACCUCAAGCAGGUAUACUCGUCACAGGGUAAACGUUGCUUGCUUCUUGCGCGGAAAGUUGUACCCGGCAGUAGCAUCAAAAAUGCAGUCGAGGAUGGCGCCUACGAGGCGGAGAUGUCUGAGCUUGCCAAGUCUGGCCUGACACUCGUCGGCCUCGUUGCUAUUGUCGAUCCUCUCCGGCCGGAGAUUCGCGAUGUAGUGUUGACACUUCGUGGUGCUGGUAUCAGAAUUGCCAUGGUUACCGGCGACUUUAGCCUUACGGCUCUUGCUAUCGCCCGCGAUGCUGGCAUCGUCACCUGUGUGCAUGUUGACAACGCCGGCCACCUGGAGCGUAACCCUGAUCCGGCCUCGGACUCUACUGACUCUGAAGAAAAGAGCAGCACCGGUGGUUCGCGCGGUGCGCUCGUUAUUAGUGGCGGCGAGCUGACGCUACUCAACGAACACCAGUGGAAGACACUCACCGAGUACGAUGAGAUUGUGUUUGCGCGCACGACCCCAGAGCAGAAGUUGCGCAUCGUGCGCGAGUUCCAGAAAGACAAUGUAGUAGCUAUGACUGGCGACGGUGUGAAUGACGCGCCUUCACUCAAGGCAGCUGAUGUUGGCAUCGCUCUCGGCAGUGGCUCGGACAUUGCGAUGGAGGCGGCCGACAUGGUCCUGUUGGAUUCGUUCUCGUCCAUUGUGAUUGCGGUGCAGUAUGGCCGUGUUGUGUUUGAUAACUUGAAGAAGGUCAUUGCGUAUCUUCUCCCCGCAGGCUCGUUCUCCGAGUUCUGGCCUGUCAUCACGAAUGUCGCGUUUGGCCUUCCCCAGAUUCUGUCAUCGUUUCUCAUGAUUAUCAUUUGCUGCUUCACGGAUUGCGUGGCCGCCACCGUUCUGUCUUACGAAAAGCCCGAGGCCGACGUGCUGCACCGCCGGCCGCGCAACGUGAAGAAGGACCGCCUGGUGAACUGGCAGCUCAUUUUCCAAGCGUACGGCGUCAUUGGCAUGACGGAGACUCUGGCGUCGUUUGCCAUGUCGUACUGGUACCUCGAGCGCAAAGGUAUCGCGUUCAAAGACCUCUGGUUCUCGUUUGGCAAGAUCCCGCCGUACGUGACGGAGGAGUACUACAACGCCAGACUGACGGAAGCAUCAUCCAUCUACUUUGUCAACCUGGUGGUGAUGCAGUGGUUCAACCUGAUGGCGGUACGGUGCCGCCGGCUCAGCAUUUUCCAGCACCCGCCAGCGUUCAACAAGGCGACGCAGAACUUGUACCUUUUUCCCGCGAUCCUGUUUGCGCUGAGCAUGGCGUUCCUUUGGUGCUACCCACCAGCGAUCCAGCGCGUCAUUGUCACGGCGCCGGUGCCGGUGGAGUAUUGGUUCCUGCCGUUUGCGUUUGGCAUUUAUAUUGUCUUCAUUGACGAAGUGAGACGAUUCUUUGUGCGCAAGUACCCGAGCAGCCUUAUUGCGAAGGCUGCCUGGUAG